Messenger RNA from Emericellopsis atlantica, 2532 nucleotides. RefSeq names its product kinase-like domain-containing protein. Gene Ontology annotation, molecular function: ATP binding; protein kinase activity. Gene Ontology annotation, biological process: protein phosphorylation. The transcript has 4 exons. The record is from RefSeq and is a predicted model, not a curated record. Lineage: Eukaryota; Fungi; Ascomycota; Sordariomycetes; Hypocreales; Bionectriaceae. The coding region runs from base 305 to 2230 and encodes 641 amino acids.
CAGCUCCAAUCUCAAUGCGACUCGGCCCUGGCCGGUGCACCGACCUCAGCUCCCUGGCGACCCUCAUUUAAGCGAUCGGCAAGCUACGUAAAUAGCACUCAUCGCCCUCAAUCCCCCGGUCUCGAGCCUGCCUACCUAUCCGCAACCCCUCUCGACUUCACUUGCGAUCCAAUUGACAACUUUGCGUCGUCUUGGGAAUCGACGCAGCCACCGGCGCCAGGUUCAGCAUCAUCCAUUCGUCUCGCUUGCUCCUACUCGAGCCAUCUCUUCGAUAAGCCAGACAUCUGUGUGACGUUGAGCCACAAUGGCUGCCGAUGGUCUUGCCGACCACUACCAGGUCUUGGAGGAGCUAGGUCGCGGAAGCUUUGGUGUAGUCUACAAGGGCAUCGAGAAAGCCACGGGGGAGACUGUCGCCAUCAAACACAUCGACCUCGAAUCCAACGACGAUGAUAUCCAAGACAUACAAGCUGAAAUUGCCGUGCUGAGCACGUGCGCCAGCCCGUUCGUCACCCAAUACAAAGGCUCGUUUCUUCGAGGCACCAAGCUAUGGAUUAUCAUGGAGUAUCUGGGUGGCGGCUCAUGCCUUGACUUGCUCAAACCCGCAAACUUCACCGAAACACACAUCGCCAUCGUCUGCCGCGAGCUUCUUCUUGGUAUCCAGUACUUGCACGAUGAGGGGAAAAUCCACCGAGACGUAAAGGCCGCCAAUGUCCUCCUUUCCGAGACCGGCAAGGUUAAGCUGGCGGACUUUGGAGUCGCUGCGCAGUUGACCAACAUCAAAUCUCAGCGCAACACAUUCGUGGGAACUCCUUUCUGGAUGGCACCCGAGGUCAUUCAGCAAGACGGGUACAGCUUCAAGGCUGAUAUCUGGUCGUUGGGAAUCACUGCCAUGGAGCUUGCCAACGGUGAACCUCCUUUGUCUCAUAUCCAUCCGAUGAAGGUCCUCUUCCACAUCCCCAAAAACCCCCCUCCUGCCCUUGACAAUAACUUCAGCCGGGAGUUUCGGGACUUUGUGUCUCUCUGCUUGACAAAGGAUUGCGACCGCCGACCGUCGGCCAAGGAGCUGCUGCGACAUCGAUUCAUUCGGUCCGCUGGCAAGAUUGAGGCGCUUCAGGAGCUGAUUGCCCGACGACAGAUGUGGGAUGCCAACAAGAACCGCCAAACGCAUCCCAUCUACUACCAAGAGACCCUUCAGACCAUUUCUCCUAAGGACGAGCAAGAUGAAUGGAUCUUUGACACAGUCAAGUCUGUAGCGCCACCCAAGCGCCCGACCGUCAAGCAAUCGCGCAAGCCAUCCUCUGUCUUCACCACAGAAGAAUCGAUGCGCAAGCUUGACCUCAAGGAUGCUCCACUGGGUGCCACUUCUCCGGCUCCCAGCACCAUCCGCAAGUCGACUGUGCGUCGCACUCCGUCCGUGGCCCAAGUGUCUGCUAUGCACUCCAACGGGUCUCCGCGCAGCGGCUCCAUCCGCAACAGAUCCCUUCGCAACGCAUCACCCCGAGCGUCCAUUGCACCGAAGAAGCCUCUUCAGCCGGACAUGUCUUUUGGAAAUUCGGGUUCUACUAUGCGUCUUUUCCGACGAGUUCCAUCAGACGGUUCGACGUCUGGUCAGUCAGGUCGGCCUGGCUCUUCCGAUGAUGUCUUUUGCGACGAGAAUGCGCCUCUUCCUUCCGCUGUCGCACUGAUCGAGCCUUUCGGAAAGGAGGCUGUCCUGGGCCGAAGGCUGUAUAACAAGGCUGUUGAGCCUUCGCUAGCUGAGCUGCAGGCUCAGACGUCAGGGCUCCAGAAGCGUGAAGCCCUCGCCAAACUCAGUGAGGCUCUGGCUUCUCUAGACGCAUGCGACCCCGAAGGCGCUCACCACCUCAUGAUCAACAUCGUCUCAGCAAUGUCGCAGGACAAGAAGCUCAAUGCAGCUUUCUUGAACCAGGCUGCCUGCAAGACGCCUGACGAUGGGACGCCACAGGGGACAGUCAUUAUCAAGAGCGCUGUCCCGCCUCAUGUCAGCCCUACCAAACUUGUGUUGAGUUCUAGUAACCCUCAUCUCAAGAGUCACAAGCGACGACAGACAGAUUCCUCGGGGCACACCGAACAUGACAUGGCAAGAGCUGCCGUUGAGGCCAAGUAUCCCGGCCGCGAGCCACGCGCUGGCAUGGAGCAUAGCAAGCAACUGUCUGACGUGCUCUAUGCACGGUGGACCGAUGGUCUCCGACUGCGCUGGCCUGGCUCCUGAGGUCUUGUCUGUCCUUGUGCAGACCUCUUACGGCAUCCAUGACAACUUUUAGCGAGCGUUGGUUGACAAAUGUCAGCGAUCUUCACUGUGAAGCCUCGUUUGACUGUACGAUUUUGUUGUUUUAUUAAGCUCACAUCUCGCAUGACGGCAUGGAGAAGGCGCUCCGGUAGCGGAACUUGCAUUGCCGCACGCGAAGAAUGUGCUUCUUCCUUUGGUCCUAGAUUCACGGAGAUGGAUCAUUCUAUAUGAUUUGUUGUUCAUCAUUUAGCAUCAUAUUUGUUUUCUAAGGGAGUUGGGGUCCA